This is a messenger RNA of Aspergillus homomorphus CBS 101889, 2954 nucleotides long. Its product is annotated as putative pH signal transduction protein PalA. Gene Ontology annotation, molecular function: protein binding. The record is from RefSeq and is a predicted model, not a curated record. Gene Ontology annotation, cellular component: endosome. NCBI's taxonomy places the organism in Eukaryota, Fungi, Ascomycota, Eurotiomycetes, Eurotiales, Aspergillaceae. The transcript has 7 exons. Bases 13 to 2592 code for a protein of 859 amino acids.
UCGACGAACACGAUGACAUCUAAUAUCCUCCAGAUCCCAUUUCGGCGUUCACACCCAGUCUCCCUAUCCGAUGCCAUCACACAGUACAUUUCCUCAAAAUAUGACCAACGUCCGGAUAUGUUCGCCGAAGAUCUCCUGAUCAUCGACCGGCUACGCAGUGAAGCGAUUAAUGUUCAGGAGGCACAUGUCAGCGGGAUCAGUCGGCUUGUUACGUAUGCUGCGCAGCUGAAAUGGCUAGGCGGGAAAUUCCCAGUCGACGUUGGCGUGGAAUUCCCAUGGUACCCGGCUUUCGGAUUCAAUACCUCGAGACCAAUCUCGCAGAAUAAUAUCCGAUUUGAACUCGCCAAUAUCAUAUAUAACCUCGCAGCCCUUUACUCGCAGCUCGCGUUCUCCGUCAAUCGAACAACUGCCGACGGACUAAAACAGGCAUGUAACUACUUCUGCCAGUCUGCGGGAGUUCUGGUCCACCUACGAUCCGACAUUCUACCCGAUCUCCGUACAUCUCCACCGGAAGACAUGGACGAGAUGACCCUUCAAAGCCUGGAACAGCUUCUUCUAGCGCAAGCCCAGGAAUGUUUCUGGCAGAAAGCCGUGAAGGACGGGCUGAAAGACGCCUCGAUUGCUCGACUAGCUGCGAAAGUUUCAGACUUCUAUGCCGAUGCGGGAGAUCAUGCCGUUAAGUCGAACGCAAUCAGUCCGGAGUGGAUUCAUCACAUGACCGCUAAACACCAUCACUUCGCGGCGGCGGCACAGUAUCGACAGUCAUUGGAUUGUUUAGAGAAACGCAAAUAUGGCGAGGAGGUGGCACGGCUAAAGGACAGCGAGCUCUGUGUGAACGAGGCACUGAAGGAGUCGCGCUGGAUUAAUCGUACAGUACUAGGGGAUCUGCAAGGGCUCAAGAGCCGCGUCACAGAGGAUUUGAAGCGCGCGGAGAAGGAUAAUGAUAUCAUCUAUCUGAACCCCGUGCCACCGAAGUCGGAGCUGAAAUUGAUCGACCGCGCAUGCAUGGUGGCCGCGAAAGCACCGUCGCAGGUAACAGAUGCGAUCUCAUUGCUUGGGCAAAACGGGCCUUUGGGCCAGCCUCUAUUUACAAAAUUAGUGCCUUACGCGGUGCAUAUUGCGGCCAGUAUCUACUCCGAUCGGAGGGAUAGACUGCUCAACGAGACCAUAAUUGGAGAAUUGGAAACCAUGACGGACAAGUUGCGCGACCUGCUGUCAUCCUUGAAUCUUCCAGGCUCCCUGCAGGCACUCGAGAAGCCGCUGGGACUACCCCCGACUCUGGUCUCUCACGCAGAAGAGAUGCGCCAGCAGGAUGGCCUGUACCGGUUGCGUAGGUCUCUUGAGGAUACAGCCAAGGUUAAGGGCAACGACAGAGCGGUAUACACCGAAGGAGUGGAGCUUCUUGCCGCCGAGAAGGCAGAAGAUGACGCAUCGCGCCGAAGGUAUGGCACCGAUCGGUGGACACGUGCAUCGUCCGAGGAAGCAGCUUCUAAGCUCUACACGACAUCACGGGAGAUCGAAGGGUACUUUACGUCAGCUCAGAGCAGCGACAACCUCGUGGAACAGAAGCUGAGAGACUCGGAGGCGGUGUUUCGCGUCUUGACUGGCACAAACCGGGACCUGGAAAUGUACGUUCCCAGCAGUCGACGGGGUGCGAUUCCGCCUGAGGUCGAGUGGGAGGUGACACGACUGCGUGGAUGCUUGAGCGAGGUAAGCCGACUGGAAAGCCGUCGAAAGCGACAGGUGCAAGCUUUGAAGGACAAGGCGAGGGCGGAUGAUAUCAGCCAGGCACUGAUCAAUGAGACUGCACGCUUGGAACGCCAGUUUCCUAUGCAGCCAAUUCAAGCCAGUCAAUUCGAAGAUCUGUUUGAAGAGCAGCUCCGCCUCUAUGAUACCGAUUUGCAAAUGGUAGCGGAGGAGCAGCAGGAACAGGACCAGCUCGCAGCGCGAAUCUGCGAGGCUAACCGAGCCUUCUCACGCGCGCAUACGGGUGAUGCAUCGACAAAGGAGCGGGAACGUGCCUUGCAGGAAUUGGAGAACGGAUACUUGAAGUAUAAGGAGAUUAUCUCCAACAUCGAAGUCGGCCGAAAAUUCUACAACGACUUGGCCAAAAUCGUCGGACGGUUUCGCGACGAUUGUAAGGCUUUUGUGCACAAGCGGAGGAUGGAAGCUAGCCAGAUAGAAGGAGAUAUCUCUAGUGCCGCCGCAAUGGCGACAUUGAACAUCUCUCCACCUAUUCGUCAGCAGCAGCAGCAGCAGCAGCCAUCAUAUACAUCACCAACCCCGACCAGCCAGCAGUAUAAUCAAACUCCACAGCAGGCAUACAACCCAGCACCUGUAACCCUACAACAACCAGCCCGGCAGACAUACACCGCACCCGCUCCCAUCCCGGUAGCAAUCCCAACUACACCGCAACAGCCACUUCCGCAGCCGCUCCGCGCGGAACCCAUGACUGCGCCGCAACCGACCCGGGCCAAUGCGCGACCCCCAAUGACACCGGGGAUGUGGACGCCGGAGGUGGGCAUUCGAUUUGGAGCUGCCGGCGGGGCAGGAGGGACGUGGGAUCCGAGUAAGGGAGUGAAGUUCUCCUAGGAACAUACAAUCAUUUUUAACAUAUCGGGUCAAAAUAUCGGCCCAGAUCAUAGAAUCUCUCUGUCUCUUCUUACGGGAAAAGGAAAUGCAUUAAUCUGUGACGUUAUACGACCCAUAUACAUACGACCCAGUGCCAAAUUGUGUACAUAUGCUAUUCUCGUCUACCACCGAAGCUGUAAUUUUCGUGAUUGGCGAAGCAGCGGAAAACAUUGCAGUCAUAGGCCCAGCUGGUGGAACUGGAUACAUCUCCAGUGCUCCACUAUAUGAGCCUAGCCGGAAAGUGUUUCAGUGCCCAACUGACGCUACACAUAGUGUUUCCUGCCUGUUAUUCAAAGUGAGGAUCUGGUCGCCCAGAAAAUUCG